Fonticula alba is the source of this 869-nucleotide messenger RNA. RefSeq lists its product as hypothetical. The transcript has 4 exons. The coding region runs from base 1 to 819 and encodes 272 amino acids. The record is from RefSeq and is a predicted model, not a curated record. Lineage: Eukaryota; Rotosphaerida; Fonticulaceae.
AUGAUUUCGGACCCACAGGAUGCCCUCGACAAAGCCCGCGCCAUCGCCGGGGCACACUCCUCUCUGCUCAGCGAGCUCUUCGACGACUCGUCCGACUCCGAUUGGUCCGACGAUGACAUCCACCUUCUGAAUGCCUGCUCUACCAAUGCCCAACUCCGGCCACCCUCAAUACGCACAUCGACCAGCGCCGGGGCUGCCUCGAACAUGCCGGCCGCCGGGCCAACCAGCCACCCUGGCGCCCGGGGGGCCGGCGGUCCCCACCCCGCCUCCAAAGCAUCUACCACUCGGUCAGGCGCAGGCGCAGGCGCAGGCGCAGGCGCGGGCGCGGGCGCAGGCGCCACCUCGGUCGGUGCCGGUGCCGGUGCCGGUGCCGGUGCCGGCGCCAGUGCCGCCGAGACCCCCGGUAGCGCCCACCCCAAUACCGACGCCGAGUUCUUCUCCGCCAACAGCGACGACGAUUCGGACGCCGGCGCCGAGGACACCGCCCGCGGCCCCGGGCCCGGCUUCGUCCCCGGCGUCGGCAUUGAUGAUGAGAUUCUCCAAGAUGACGUGCGUUUUCGUGCAGAGGCGGCCAGCUAUGCCCGCCGGGCCAAUGCCUCUCGUCUGAUGUUCGCUGGCAUGGGAGACCUGUCACAGGAGGGUGUUCCGAUCAACUUAAGCGAGUACCCCGAGGACGAGUGGAUGACGGAGGACUUCGGUCAGGAUCGCCUUUCGCCAGCGCACCAGCGCCCCCCACCCCCAGGCGCCCAGUUCCGCAUCGCCUCCCCGGACGCCGACAUUGACAGCCUCAUUGAGGCCAUACACCAGGCCUGUCUCUAGCAGCGGGUGCGCACCGAUUGGACCCGACGCCGUGCGGCGCCCCCCCCCCC